GCUACUCGCAGUGAGUUCAGGGGGACUGAGACAAAGUCCAGUGGAGCAAGGACACUCUAAAAUUUUCAUGCCUGUGGACUAACAUUAUCACGGGUGGAUUCCAUGUCUUUCCUUGUAAGUAAACCAGAACGAAUUAGACGGUGGAUGUCUGAAAAAUUUAUUCUUGAGGGCUUACGGGAAUUGGAACUCUUUGGAGAGCAGCCUCCGGGUGAUUCUCGGAGAAAAACCAAUGAAGCAAGUUCAGAGUCAAUAGCAUCUUCCCCGAAGAGGGAUAACAUGAGCAGUUACCUGCCUGACAUCAGUUGUUAUGAAUUACUGACCAUAAUAGGAAAAGGUUUUGAGGAAUUAAUGACUGUGAAUCUGGCACAAUAUAAACCAAGUGGGGAAUUUGUCACUGUCCGGAGAGUCAACUUAGAAGUCUGCAGCAAUGAGAUGGUAGCAUUUUUGCAGGGUGAGCUUCAUGUCUCAAAAUUCUUCAGCCACCCCAAUUUAGUGCCAUAUAAAGCAGCCUUCAUAGCUGACAAUGAACUAUGGGUUGUUACAUCAUUCAUGGCAUAUGGUUCUGCUAAAGAUUUAAUACGUACACAUUUUAUGGAUGGUAUGAGUGAAUUAGCUAUGGCUUACAUCCUUCAAGGAGUAUUAAAAGCUCUGGAUUAUAUACACCAUAUGGGUUAUGUUCAUAGGAGUGUGAAGGCCAGUCAUAUCCUGAUUUCUGCAGAUGGAAAAGUAUAUCUUUCUGGUUUGCGUAGUAACCUCAGUAUGAUCAGCCAUGGUCAGCGUCUCAAAGUGGUUCAUGAUUUCCCCAAAUUUAGCAUCAAAGUUCUACCAUGGCUUAGUCCAGAGGUCUUGCAGCAGAACCUGCAAGGCUAUGAUGCAAAAUCUGAUAUCUAUAGUGUUGGAAUAACAGCCUGUGAGCUAGCAAAUGGCCAUGUUCCAUUCAAAGAUAUGCCUGCAACGCAGAUGCUUUUGGAGAAACUCAAUGGAACUGUCCCUUGUCUACUAGACACAACUACUAUUCCUCCAGAGGAACUGACUAUGAAGCCAUCACGCUCUGGGGCUAGCAGUAGUCUUGGAGAAGGCAUGGCAGCCAGCAAUGCUAGAGCCUCUAAUGGUGAAGCAGCACUGCAUCCUUACCACCGUACUUUCUCAUCAUAUUUUCACAACUUUGUAGAGCAGUGCUUGCAAAGGAACCCAGACUUGAGGCCAAGUGCAAAUGCAUUGCUGAACCAUUCUUUUUUCAAACAGAUCAAACAUCGAGCAUCUGAAGCACUUCCUGAACUGUUGUAUCCUGUCAUGCCAAUUACCAGUUUUGAAGGGAUACAGGCACAAGAUCCUAGCCAUAUAUUUGGAUGGCUUCCAAUAUGGAGCAGCUUGAGAUGGAUGAUUGGGAAUUCUAGGUUACCAAUAGAAGAGCAUUGUGAAAAAAAAAUUAUAAAGCAAACUGCUGAUUACGUUGCAGUCUUUCUUAGGAAGUGGUUCCAGCUCACAUUUGCAUUAAAAUAAAGCCUGAGCUUUGAGAGGAAAAAAAGUAACAAUAUUGUAUUGAAUUUUGGCUCUAAGACAUAAAAUAUAUAUGCUCAAUUGUUUUUUAAUCAAACAUGUUUGUAGGUUUGCCAGUGGUUCCAAGGAACUGAGUGCCAUGCACUCUUUAAAAAAAAACCCAAUAAAAAUCUACUUAGAAUUGCUUAAUAGUAGCAAGUAAGAAUAUGAAGAAUAUGAAGAUACCUAUAAUUUGUAUCUAACAACGUAAUUGGAAUUCCUUUCUAUAGUGAAUUGUCCCAACGUGUAGUAAUCUUUCGUUCUUCUUCUAUAUACUUUCUUAAUCAUUGUUCAAUGAAACAUUGAGCCAAAUUUUUUCUGGCAAGCUGUAGCAUUUGCAGAUAAGUAUUCAUGUCUUAAGCUGCAUUUGAUAAUCUAGUUUUCUUGCCACUAAAAUUUUCUGCAUUUUCACAAUGUUAUUCAAUAAAUGCUGCCCUUUAUGAACUCCCUGUAAUUUUUUUAAAAACAGAAGCCUCUAAAUUAGGCUAGCAAGCCCAAAUGAUAUCUUUGCUAUUAAAAUUCGAAAGGUAACAUAAUGGAAAUAUGUAGUAUAGUACUAUGCCC
Molecule: messenger RNA, 2103 nt
Organism: Notechis scutatus (mainland tiger snake)
Lineage: Eukaryota; Metazoa; Chordata; Lepidosauria; Squamata; Elapidae
Source: RefSeq, a predicted model, not a curated record